Chaetura pelagica (chimney swift) is the source of this 1137-nucleotide messenger RNA. RefSeq names its product lysocardiolipin acyltransferase 1 (gene LCLAT1). The coding region runs from base 1 to 1137 and encodes 378 amino acids. NCBI's taxonomy places the organism in Eukaryota, Metazoa, Chordata, Aves, Apodiformes, Apodidae. Gene Ontology annotation, molecular function: acyltransferase activity. The transcript is spliced from 5 exons. The record is from RefSeq and is a predicted model, not a curated record. Gene Ontology annotation, cellular component: endomembrane system.
AUGGUGUCAUGGAAAGGAGUAUACUUUGUACUUGCACUAUUCUUGGGAAGUUUUUUUGGAAGUAUAUUCAUGCUUGGUCCUUUUCUACCUUGGAUGUUUAUCUCGCCGGCCUGGUAUCGCUGGAUCACUGAUCGUGUAGUGGCCACUUGGCUCACGCUCCCAGUGGCCCUGCUGGAGAUGGUGUUUGGUGCCAAGGUGGUUGUCACUGGUGAUGGAUUUGUUCCUGGAGAAAGGAGUGUCAUUAUUAUGAACCAUCGCACACGAAUGGACUGGAUGUUCCUGUGGAGCUGCCUGCUGCGAUACAGCUACCUUAGACUUGAAAAAAUCUGUCUCAAAUCCAGUCUCAAAAGCAUUCCAGGAUUUGGCUGGGCGAUGCAGGUUGCUGCCUUUGUUUUCAUUCGAAGAAAGUGGGAAAAUGACAAGAGUCACUUUGAAAAAAUGCUGGAUUAUUUCUGUGACAUUAAGGAACCACUACAACUCCUCAUCUUUCCGGAAGGAACUGAUCUUACAGCCAAUACCAAAGCCCGCAGUAAUGAAUUUGCUGAAAAGAACGGACUUCAAAAAUACGAGUACGUCCUGCAUCCGCGAACUACUGGAUUCACUUUUGUUGUUGAGCAUCUAAGGGAAGGUGCCAACCUCGAUGCUAUCCAUGACAUAACUGUGGCAUAUCCCCAAAACAUUCCUCAGACAGAGAAGCAACUUUUGAAUGGAAACUUCCCAAAAGAGAUUCACUUCCAUGUCCAGAGGUAUCCCAUAGAGACAGUGCCCACAUCUAAGGAGGAGCUGCAGCUUUGGUGCCAGGAGCGUUGGGAAGAGAAAGAGGAAAGACUCCGACACUUCUAUGAAGGUGGAAAAUGCUUCAAUGUGACAGGGCAAGGCAUUAUUCCACCUUGUAAGUCUGAGCUCAGGGUCCUCAUGAUUAAGUGCAUCUCACUCCUGUAUUGGACUGUGUUUCCACUGGGUAUGCUUGCACUGUUGUACCAAUACAGCUCUGCACGAUGGUAUUUUGCAGCCAUGAUAAUCAUCUUUGUUGUGCAGCAAAAGAUAUUUGGCGGGCUGGAACUAAUUGAACUGGCUUGUCAUCGGUAUUUUAAAAAGCAACAGAAAUUUCACGUAAUGAAAAUAAAAAACAGUUAG